GUUCUCAGUACACCAUGGAUGUAGCAGCGCUUCAAAAAAUGCUAGCGGAUGACACUGUAACAGGGAAAGUGCCUUUAGUAGUAAUAGCAGACGCAGGGACUCCGGUUACUGGACACGUAGACAAUAUCGUAAGAAUUAAAGAACUGUGCAAGGCGCACGAUUGCUGGUUGCAUGUCAGAGGCCAUAAUUUAGCUGCUCUUACUUUGCCCAACCACUCAAGAAACGCACCGGUUACCCCAGUAGCAGAUAGUUUUACUUUAACGAUUGGAAGCUGGCUGGGUAUACCAGGUCUCCCUAAUAUUACCCUGUACAGGCUGUGGGAUCAAACUAAUCCGUUAAGAAGCAAACAAGUUGGCACCUCAAGGGAAAGUACCCUUCCCUUAUUAGCCGGUUUACAUACGGAUCAUCAAAGUAGGCGUAUUAUGACCCUUCCCCUUUGGGCUGCACUCCAAAGCUUAGGGAAGGAAGGAAUAUUGAGCAGAAUUAGGGAAAACUUUUUGGCUAGUGAAAGAUUGUAUGCCGCUUUGGACGUCUUCAGGCACGUUCGAGUUCUGAGUCCUAAACCAGGUGGUGAAAGCGGGGCCUAUACUAUUACCGAAUUAAUAUCCAAGCCUGCUAGUAUAUCGAUGUUAUUAGAGUCGACUGCGUGCUGCGUGGUGUUUCAGUUUAUACCAGAAUUGGCAGAAAAUGAAGUUCUCACCAAAGUGCCUGUUUACUAUGAUAAGUUGAAUUCAUGGUUGGGUCAAGUGCUGCAAUUGGAUGCUCCCCAG
Molecule: messenger RNA, 770 nt
Organism: Anthonomus grandis grandis
Lineage: Eukaryota; Metazoa; Arthropoda; Insecta; Coleoptera; Curculionidae
Product: pyridoxal-dependent decarboxylase domain-containing protein 1-like
Exons: 5
Biological process (GO): carboxylic acid metabolic process
Cellular component (GO): intracellular membrane-bounded organelle
Molecular function (GO): carbon-carbon lyase activity; pyridoxal phosphate binding
Source: RefSeq, a predicted model, not a curated record